Aspergillus fischeri NRRL 181 is the source of this 222-nucleotide messenger RNA. RefSeq lists its product as uncharacterized. NCBI's taxonomy places the organism in Eukaryota, Fungi, Ascomycota, Eurotiomycetes, Eurotiales, Aspergillaceae. The transcript is spliced from 2 exons. The coding region runs from base 1 to 222 and encodes 73 amino acids. The record is from RefSeq and is a predicted model, not a curated record.
AUGAAGCUCUCUAUCAACAUUGCACUUGCGCUUGCCUUUCUUACCUCCUCUUUCUCAGCUACCGCCUCUGCUGAGACUCCCCUUGUGACUGUUCAACUUACCAAUGACCAGUCCGGUGCCAACGCUAACGUGGCUGUUCGAGCAGAUGGUGUCAAACAUACCAUCGCAUCACUCUGGGGCAAAACAGCAGUUGCACGCAAUGAAUUUUCCGACCAGGCAUAG